Truncatella angustata is the source of this 369-nucleotide messenger RNA. Its product is annotated as H+-transporting two-sector ATPase lipid-binding protein precursor. NCBI's taxonomy places the organism in Eukaryota, Fungi, Ascomycota, Sordariomycetes, Amphisphaeriales, Sporocadaceae. Gene Ontology annotation, biological process: proton transmembrane transport; proton motive force-driven ATP synthesis. The record is from RefSeq and is a predicted model, not a curated record. The coding region runs from base 1 to 369 and encodes 122 amino acids. The transcript has 3 exons. Gene Ontology annotation, molecular function: proton transmembrane transporter activity.
AUGGCCGCUCUCCGUGUCUCUUCUCAGCGCCUGGCUUCCGCCAUGGCCCGCCCUGCCAUGCGCUCCGUUGCCGCCAAGCGCGUUGCCAGCCCCAUCUCCCGCCAGGUUAUGCAGAAGCGUGCCUACUCCUCCGAGAUGGCCAACGCCCUUGUUGAGGUCUCCAAGAACUUGGGUAUGGGUUCCGCCGCCAUUGGUUUGACUGGUGCUGGUAUCGGUAUCGGUCUCGUCUUCUCUGCCCUCUUGACCUCGGUCGCCCGCAACCCUGCCCUCCGUGGACAGCUUUUCUCUUACGCCAUUCUGGGUUUCGCUUUCGUCGAGGCCAUCGGUCUCUUCGAUCUCAUGGUUGCCCUCAUGGCCAAGUUCACUUAA